This is a messenger RNA of Erpetoichthys calabaricus (reedfish), 2856 nucleotides long. RefSeq names its product iron-sulfur cluster assembly 1 (gene isca1). The coding region runs from base 51 to 440 and encodes 129 amino acids. Gene Ontology annotation, molecular function: 2 iron, 2 sulfur cluster binding. NCBI's taxonomy places the organism in Eukaryota, Metazoa, Chordata, Cladistia, Polypteriformes, Polypteridae. The transcript is spliced from 4 exons. Gene Ontology annotation, cellular component: mitochondrion; cytoplasm. Gene Ontology annotation, biological process: iron-sulfur cluster assembly. The record is from RefSeq and is a predicted model, not a curated record.
ACUUGCCUCAUUGGAUAAGAAUCUGUGUUUGGAGAAGGACAACAGUAAAGAUGUCCGCUCCUGUAGUACGUGCUACAGUGAGAGCCGUAACUAAAAGAAAAUUAUUACCCACUAGAGCCGCGUUGACAUUGACACCGUCAGCUGUUAACAAAAUUAAGCAACUACUUCAGAACAAACCUGAAUAUAUUGGACUGAAAGUGGGUGUUCGUACCAGAGGAUGUAAUGGUCUUUCUUAUACUUUAGAGUACACAAAGGAAAAGGCACAGGCGGAUGAAGAAGUACUUCAAGAUGGUGUUAGAGUUCUCAUUGAAAAAAAGGCCCAGCUGACACUCUUGGGAACAGAAAUGGACUAUGUUGAAAACAAAUUAUCCAGCGAAUUUAUUUUUAAUAACCCAAAUAUCAAAGGGACCUGUGGUUGUGGAGAAAGCUUUAAUAUUUGAAUUUUGUUUCAUAGCUUAAGAUGUAAAGAAUUCUGCACAUCUCUACAUUAUUUUGUACAUUUCGAAAGUAUUUCUACUCUAACUAUAUGUGUCUUUUGGUACCUUUUUCCUGUGUAUCUGUGAAGUCUACAAGAAGUAACAAUAAAUGGAAUGAGCACUAAAUAGAACCUAUAAUGUGUACAUACAACUAUAAAUAUGCAGAAGUACUUACAGGCCCACAUAGUUAUUUAAUCUUGGAUUUAAGUUUAAGGCAGUGUAAAAAAAAAUGUUUGUCAAUAACAAAAUAGUGUUAAAUUUGAUUUAUUUUGAAUAAAAAAACACAAUUUUUAAAAUUUCACAUCACAGCAUGUCCGUGAUAUAAUUGACCUGUAAAAGUUAGGAUAUUUGGAUAAUAAAGCAAUAUAUUGCUUAUGAAUAAUUUGCUAAUCAUUUAAUAUUUCAAUUAAUAAGCCUGUGUAGUCUACAUAUCAAUGAAAAUGUUUUGAAUUUGCCAAUUAACGCUGUACAGCAUACAUUUAAUAUAUAAGUGGCUGUUAAAUACACAAAGAAUACAUCUCUAGUUUUUUUUGUUUCUGGAUUUUGCCUCAUAAUUGUCAUUUUAUUAUUACAGUAAGGUAUUUUUUAGAAUAAAAGGUAUUCGAGUUCUUAAAGAGUAAUUCUUAUGUGAAAACAUAAAUGGUGAGAGGUGAGUCAAUAUGAUCAGAAUUGUUUCAGGAAAUUUAAACCUUUAAAUAUAUAUAAAAGACAAACAAUCUGAAUUAUAUAUACAUUAAUCUUUUGUUCUAUAGAUGAAGCAGCUAAUACUUAAUAUUUAGUCCUUUCAACAGACCUCCUGAUAGGUUCCUUGUUUUCAUUCUCUGUGAGAGUGGUAGAAUCUAACAGUCUGCAGAUAUUUACAAGAAAGUUUCAUUUUUAGAAGAAUGCCAAUAUUUAUCAUCUUUUUUCCUCCAUCUUUUUUUUUUCUUCUUCUGUACGCCUGAGCUGGCUGGUUUGGCUGAGAGGUACAAUAAAUAGAGAUUACUUCAUUCUCAGAUACUGCUUAUUUUUGUUAGACGCUGGUGACGCACAAUGUGUAAGUGAAAGCUAGAGUGUUGAUUAAUGAAAACAAAAAGAUAAUUGAUAACUUUUUUAUUUUCUUUCAUUACACCGAUACCUUUUAUAUGUUAUUACUAAGUAAAGACUUGCUAUACAUUUGACAUACAUUUACUAAAACAUACUGCAGUUAUUUAUGCAGGUGUUCCUCAUGAUUACAGAGACCUCUUUUAUUUCUAUAGGAAUUAAAGUAGCACUAAAUAUGACACUUUACUAUGUCUUGCAUAUAAUAAAACUUGAACAUGAUGAAAUGAGCGUCUGUUUAAAAAAAAAAAAAAUUGAGGAGAGCCCAGCAUACCUAUUGCACUGUGAUUGUUACAGUCAUGAAAAUUAAUUCUUGUGACCUUUGCAAAAUAUAAAAAUUUUAACUGAACGUGUACCUACUUCCCUGUAGGUCAAUGUAGAUUGCAUUAAAUAGAUUAUUAAUAAACUAAUAGUUUUACAGUUCAGCCAAAACCCUUAAGUUUCAAAUGGGAGUUGAUUUUAAACCUUUAUACUAAAAAAAAAGUAUGAUCUAUUUUUAUUUUAUUAAUUCCAAACAUUUACUAUUAAAGGGAAAAAGAUAUGCAACAUUGAUACAUUGCAUUUUAAAUGUAUUUUUCUGAGUUCAGUAAGACACCCAUGACAAGUUGCAGGGUGUAGGCUUGGGUACUUGCAGUAGUGUAUUGGGUACAACAAUUUGGGGAAACAAGUUACUUUUAGUUUUAUUUUCUGUUAUGACAAACUCAGAAGUAUGGAAAUAUUUUAUUGUUAAUCAUAAACAAGCGUGCACUACUUUCUCAUUGACCCAAAUCGCCUUUUUUUUUUUUCAGUAAAUUGCUGUAAACAUGACAAAAAAUGUUUAUUUUUUGCUUUUGAAAACCAGUAUAAAUAAUGCAUCUUAUAAGUAUUGUAAUACUGGGCACUGUUGUCCCAAGUGUGUGUUUUCUGUUGAGGUUGGGUAAUUUUCUUUGACUUGGCUUUAUUAAUGAAUUUUAAGUGCCAGCCAUGUCACUGUCCUGAAAGUACGUCUGACCAGGUGUAGUUUAUACCAAAUGUGACAAUGUAUAGUAAGAUUUAGUUGAAAUCUGUAAAAUGUUAAAAAAAAAAAUCCUACUUUAAAGCUGGCAAAUACAAAAUAUGCUGCAAUGUGAAAUGAAUUUAGACUGAAAUUCUGCGCACAAUACCUGUUCUGUUUUCAAAGUGUGGGUGAGGCUGAUAUGUUAAUGAAUGUGCCAAUACUGUAUGUAAACAUUAUGACACAUGCCUGGUUGUCAGAAUUGUGCUGUGUAUGUUAUGUACAAAUAGGUCAUCUUUGACAAUAAAAAAAUAUAAAUAUGCUGAA